ACAAGUUGAGCACAAUGACGCAAUUCAUGACAAUCAGCGUGGCGACCACCAUGACGAAAAUAAGGUACCUGGGGAGCCCGGAAUGUGUGACGUCACAGCCUCCCACGCCCUUAGCCACAGAAGGCGCUGCUGGUCCUCUGAGCUCACAAACACUCUUUCUCUCCGCCUGAGCUGGAGCACGUCCCCAAGCUGCGCCCCCUCGGCGAGGCCAGACGCUUUCCCUGGCUCUUCUGCCCCUUCUACCACCUGUAGCAGCCAUGAAGGGGACCCCCAGCUCCCUGGACACCCUAUUGUGGGUCUACCACUUCCACAGCUCCACGGAGGUGGCUCUCCAGCCCCCGCUUCUAUCUUCCCUGGAACUCUCUGUGGCCGCAGCCCAUGAAUAUCUGGAGCAGAGGUUCGGAGAGCUGAAGUCCGUGGAGCCAGGGGAGUCGCCUGCACCGAAGCCCACACUGGGGCUGGUGCUGAGAGAAGCCGCGGCUAGCAUCAUGAGCUUUGGAGCCACCUUAUUGGAGAUCUCAGCCCUGUGGCUGCAGCAAGAGGCGCGGCGACUAGACGGCGGCGAUGGCAGCCGGGGCCCAGCCCCAGAUGCCGGGGAUCCGGGUGCAGCACUAGCCCGGGUAGCUCAGGCUGUAAGGCAGGGGGCUCUGCACGCUUGGGCUUUGUCGGGCACGAGCUCCCAGCUCCUCGUCCAGGGAGUGUGGCUAUGCCUGUGUGGACGGGGCCUGCAGGAGUCCGCCUCAUUCCUGCAGCUGUGGCGACGGCAGCUGGGUCUCAGAAUCCCCGGGAAACCGGUGAGUUCAGAAUGGGGAAGUGCAGUAGGGGGUCAGAGGCUGCGAGCCUGGUAGGCACUGACCCGGACCAUCCUCCAAUAGAGAUACUCAGGAGACCUCCAGGUGGCGUCCAGCAGCAGCGCGGA
Molecule: messenger RNA, 919 nt
Organism: Otolemur garnettii (small-eared galago)
Lineage: Eukaryota; Metazoa; Chordata; Mammalia; Primates; Galagidae
Gene: CUNH17orf107
Product: chromosome unknown C17orf107 homolog
Exons: 3
Coding region: 258-848 (196 amino acids)
Source: RefSeq, a predicted model, not a curated record